AUGGCUUAUGUUAAUGUGGCUGAUUGGAAGUCUGACCAAGUAGCUGAUUGGCUUAAAGGUAGAUUAUGAAGUAAAAAAAAUUGUACAGAUAUUUUGAAUUUUAAAAUUUUUUUGAAUUUAUCAUAUUAUAGGUUUAGAUUGUGUUAUUUUACCAUAUAUCAAGUACUUCAUUGAUAUAGAUGUUAAUGGACAAAAAUUAUUAGAUAUGCAACCUAAUGAUUUAGAUAAAAUUGGUGUACGGAAAAUCGGACACCAGGAAUUAAUAUUGGAAGCCGUUGAUUUACUUAGGAAUUUUGUAAGUUUUGAAAAUGUUCAUAUUAUACAUUGGACUAAUUGAAUUCAAUAAUAACUGCUGAUACUUUAUUAUGUUUUAUAAUAUUUUAUUAUAUAUAUAUAUAUAAUUCUUCAUUCUUGUUUCUCCUUGGUUAAGACCACACUGCUAAGUACAACUCUGUUCAUUUGUCUCUGUUUUCUGCAGCUUCCCUCCAAUUGAUUUCCUACUUCACUACCUUAUUCUUUAUUUUGUAUGCAGUCUUCCCACUUUAACUUGACUCUCUAAAAGCCCUAUAGGGUCUUCUUGAAUCACUUGCCUAUUUAACAUAAUUCACAAUUUAUUAUUGUUGUUGAUAUUUAUUGUUUAAUAAAUAUUAAAUAAAAUAAAUAGAAUAAUAUGUACUAAAUAUUAAUUAUCCAUUAAAACUAUUCAAGUGAUUUAAUUUUAAAUGUAUUAUUAUUUUAUAUUUAUGAUAUUAUUACAUUAUAUUGGUAAUUACCUAGGUAUUUAUAUUUUAUGUUUUUAACAUUAAAUUAUCUAUUAUAAUGUAUAUGUAUAUAAAAGUAUGAAUACUAGUAAAUCCUAGUUAAUACAAAAGGUUUGGUAAAACUUAGGAUAAACAAUCAGUUUUAGCAAUAAUCCAAUCUAACAAAGAUCCAAAAUUCAACAAAAAUGUUGCUCAUAGACACAAAGAAAAAAACACACAUUAAAAUCAUCAGAUUUCUCAGAAUCUAAAAAAAAUGAUUAUACCAAUAUUUAUAAAAUCUCAUUUGUAGGUUUGACUAAACUUAAUCAUAAUCUAUCUAUUAUUAAUUUGUGAAUAUGAUUAUCCUUUUGGAACAAAUGUACUUUAUGUAAGAACCUCAAUUAUCAAAAAAAUGGUGAUUUCAAAACCUAUCUGUGUGUUAUAGAUUUAAAAAAAGUAAAGUAAUUUUUUUAAAUUUUUUGUAGCUUAAAAUAUGUUCUUUGUGUACAUUCUUUUUAAAUGUGUUAAUUUUAAAUUAAUAAUUUCAGCAUUAUGAGCUAGAUAAAGAAAAUGUACAAUUAUUAGCAUUAAGAUUGUCAUGCAGUGCUCAUAGUUUAUAUAAAGAUAUAAAACAAAAUUAUUUAAAUUCUACUCAAGUUCCUACUAAAAUUCUAACAGAUGUUGCGAAUACUGUUGCUGCAUUAAAACCAUUGGUUAAUUGGCUAAACAGGUUUGAUUUUAUUGUAAUUUUAAUGUAAGAAUUAUUGUAUUUUUAUUAUUUGAUUAAAUAAACAUACUGUAUAAUUAUUUUAGGCCUCCAUUUUGUGGACAACCACAUUACAUAAGUAUGAAAAACGAUUUACUUAAAUUAGCUCUUGAAAUAGUUACAAGUGGUCAACGAGAUCGUUUUGCUGAAAAUCCAGUGGAGAACAUUUUUGAGAUUGCUAAACAACUAUCUCAACUUGCUGAUCAUGUCAUUCAAGAAAGUCAAGAUUCCUUAAUUUUACAACCAGCUACUUUAGAUGUUGCCACACUUAAGAAAAGAUCAGGAGAAUCACUGGUAUAUGCAAUAUACAUAAGUAUUUAUAUAAACCUUUUAUGUACUAUUAUGAAUUUGAAUGAAUAAGUAAAACAUGAUCAAAGUUCUUUUUAUAAUGUAAUAAUUCAAUUUUUAUAUAUAUAUUUAUAAUUUUUUACAUUUUUUUUAUACUUUAAAUUAAUAAGUAUAGCUACAUAUACAGUCAAGUUGUUAUAACUCAAAGUUGAAGGGGGAUAAAAAUUCACUUCAAAAUAUAUAUUAUUCGAGAUACCUAAUUUGGAUUUAUCAAAAUUAAAUCAAAACUUUAAGUUAUGUAAUGAAAUAUAAUUUUAAAAUGUUAUGAUAAAUAUAUGUACCUAAAAAUUGUACAAAACUAAAAUAGAUGCUGUUUUUGAAUAAAAUGUCAUUAAUAUUAUAUAAAAAAAAAUUAAUUUUUUAGGGAUUUUAUAUUGUACCAUCAUUUCAUGGCGUUCAUCAGGUAGGAGAAGUUAAAUGUAAUAGUGUGGCACAUCAAUGUGGAAAAAUUGAGGCUGGUGAUGAAAUAGUACAAGUUAAUUAUCAAACUGUGGUAAGGUGUAACUUUAAUUACCUAAAAUAUAGGUUAUAAUAGUUAAUACAUUAUAAAACUAACAAAUUCUAUGACACUAAUAAUUAACAGUUUGUCACCAUUUUAAUUGUUAUUAAUUAACCAUUUGUGAUUAAAGUUAUUUCUUUUCUCUUUAUUGAAUUUGGAUUGAAAUUCAGGUUGGUUGGCAAGCAAGACAAGUAAUGGCUUUAUUAGAAGAAGCAUCAACUGACAUAUUUUUGACACUUAAAAAACGUCCAAGGCACAGUAAAGUAUUUGGACAAAUAUAUAUGAAACCAUAUCGUUUACCCAGUAAAAAGCUGUUCAAUUAUCCACAAAGAUAUUUUGAUCAACUCACUCCACCCAGGCCAAGUGAUUUAUUGACAAUUCCUAAUUUCAGUUUUCCAGUAAACAAGUAAGUCCAAAUUGUGUACUAAUUCCAGAGUUUAUUAUUAUUAAUCAUAUAAAAAUGCUUAUAUAUUUUGAUUUAUUUAAAUUCAAUCACUUUAGUUUAAAUUUACAAAUUGAUGGUGUUUUGUUAAAAUGACGUCUAUCAAAUUUCAUAUUUUUUCAGAAAACCAAAAAAAAUCACAGUUUUAAUGAUGUUUAUAAUGGAAAACAAUAAAAUUACUUGUACACAUAUUCCCUUUUACACUAAGUAUACAUGCAUUGAAUGUGAUUUACGCCCUUUUAACAAAACAUCAUCAAUAUUUUAAUAAUAAGAUGUUAAAUUAUUAUAACCAAAUAAAUUAAUUGAAAGCCAAUAUAUUGUCUAUCUAUAGCUUAUUUGAAGACAUUUAUACACAUUGCUGCUUCCACUAUGCUCCUCCACGCUUCUAUCCAACGCUAUUCUUUUUCCAUCUCCGACUCCUAAGGUCUUCAGAUCUUCUCUGUUUCAAUCGCUCCACCUCUGUCUUGUUGUCCUCUUGGUUUUGUGCGAUCCGGCUUCCACAUAGUGACCUUAUUUGUUAUUCUAUACUCCACCCUUCACACAUGUCCUCCCCCAGCUAGGUUUUCGUUUUUUCAAAACACCUGCUAUAUUGGCUUCAUUAAAUAAUUCCCUUAGUUCUGUGUUUGCUCUUCAUAUCCAUUGUUCUUUUAGGGUCAAAAAUCUUCCUUAAUAUUUCUUUCUCAAAUAUCAUUAGUUUUUUCGUAUGCUAUCAUGCCUCACAUGCAUAUAAUACUAUAGGUCUAACCAGGGCUUUGUGUAGUUUAAUUUUUGUUUUUCUGGAUAGUAGUUUUGACUUGAACAGCGGUACUAAUGAGAAAUAGCACUUAUUCUCUACUAUUAUUCUAUGAUUGAUUUCCUCAUGGCUAUUUGCCCUUUCAUUCACACCUACCUCAAGAUAUUUAAAGUUAGGUACUUUUUAAAAUAUCAUAUCUCACUGAAAUUGAAUUUUGGUGAUAUUGCCUCCGUGACAAAAUCAGGUACUAAGUUUGGUCUUUGUUGAUGUUUAGUGCUAUACUUUUUCCUUCCUCAUUAGUUUAUUUGCUGUAUUUCUUACUUGAUCUUCUGAUUUACCCAUUAUUAUUGUAUCAUCUGUGUACACCACUAUCAUCAUAUUUUGUUCUCUAAUUUUCAGACCUAUAGAGAGUUUUUUUGCACUUUCCUUAUUACUGGUUUCAGAGCAAUAUUGAAGAGUAUAGGGAGAUAAUGUAUCCUCUUCUCUCAAACCAGUUUCUACUGUGAAAUCUUCUGACAUUACAGAGUUGAAUUUUAUUUUAUAUUUUGAAUUUUGAACACGUGCCUUCACUAAUAUCACAAGUUUUGACAGUAUUCAGAGUUCAAUCAUCACAUGCUAAAGACUAUGAUAUGUUGUAUUAUAUCAACUAAUAAUAUUUUUUUAAAUAUUAAUUAUUAUUAAUGUGCAUAGGUAUUAAACAGUAUUAUUGUGUACAUAUGAGUAUUAUGUUAUCUACUUAUUUUUAUCCAAAACGAGGUAAAUAAUUACCCUAGAAAUAAUUAUAUUUUGCAUGGAUAACAAAUAAUGAGUUUAUGAAGAAAAUGCUAUGGUAAAAAAAAAAAAAAACAAGUGGUAAAAAAAGCAAUAUAUUUAUUUUACAUAUCAUAAUAUAAAAAAUAAUAUUAUUGGUUAGUACUACAUAUUAUAUAGUACUGUAUAAUAGGUACCUACACUAUAUUUUAAUAUCAUUGACUAUAUUAUUCAAUCAAAAUAUUUUAAAUGUUUUCACAAAAAUCAUUAUUGGAAUUUUUUUUUUAAUUUAAUACAAAAAUUGUUUUAUUUAUACCUAUGCAUAAUUUAAUAUACUAUUAUUUCAUAUAACUUAUUAUAUAAUGUACAUUAUACCUAUAAUAAUAUAAUGCACUGAUUUCCAAAAAAAAACAAUUAUAAAUAAUAAAUCAUGGUUAUGGUUGUAUAAAUCCAAAUUUCUUUUUUCCUUCUGUUCUUAUUUUGAGUAAAAAAUAUUUAGAUAAUUUAUUUGUUCUACUAUAUGCUAAACCCAUAGGUUUAUUUAAGUUGACUUUUAUAUAUUUUUUACUUACACUACAAUUAUAGUAAUCAUUUUUAUUACAUUCGAUUACGAACUGCAAAUUUCAAUAACUUGCUCCGAUAAUUAUUUUUGUGAAAACGUUUAAAAUAUUGAAUAUACCUGUAAAAUAAUAUAAUCAAUGGUAUUAAAAUAUGGUAUAGAUAACUAUUCUAUAGUACUGUAUAAUAUGUAGUACUUACCAAUAAUAUUACUUUUUAUAUUAUAAUAUACUUUAUACAUUAUGAUAUGUAAAAUAAAUUUAUUUCUUUUUUCACUUGUUUUUUAUUCCUGGUCCCUAAAAUAAUUAAUAUAGCAGUUUGUCCGCAUCAGUAGCCAUAAAUUAUUUAAUUAAUUAUUUUUUAAGUUUAAACACCCUUACUUAAUAUUAAAUACACUUACAAAUAGAAAGUUUUGAGUUCUAUGUUAUUUCUGUACAUUGUGUAUUAUCUAGAGCAUCAUAAAGUCGCUAUCGUCUUUAUCUGAAAAUUAUUUACCAUAUCUUAGCAUAUCAGUUUUAAUUUUAUUGUUGUAUAUAGUGUGGAUGUUUUGUUUUAUAAUGUAAAUGCUCUUUGUAUUUCACUUAAAUAUUAUGCACAUAAUACUAAAAAGUAUCCGAUAAUAUUUUAUCAUAUCAAUGAGUUAUUAAUAAAUAAUGUAAAAUUACAACUAUUUACGCAAGGUAAAUAUUUACCCUGUGUGCGUAAAACAUAAAACCGUGCGCCUUACGACACGUUAAUACAAAAGUUAUCUCUAAUAUGAUAUCUAAUAUUUCCUAGUUUUUUAAAUAUUUUUACUAAUUCGCCUAUACUUGUUUAGGUUUAUUAUAGUUUCUAUAACUAAAAGUAAUUUAUAUAAAUUAAAUUAUUUACAGUUAUAAAUACAUACUACAGUAGAAACCGUUUAAAAUGACAUUAAAGGGACUUGUUAAAAUUGUUCAUAAUAACCAAAUUGAUAAAAAAAAAUUUAUAACUUGAUUAUGUAUAUGUAUUUAUAUGAACUUAAUAUUUUAUUACAAUCAAGGUAUCAUAUUUUUAUCACUAAAUCAUGACUUUAAUACAUACAGAAAAUUUUUAGUUUGUACGUUGUAUACAAAUUGUUCAAAUUUUUUCAAUAUAACCAAAAAUAACCGUCAUUACAUCAAUUAUUUUAUAUUAUAAUAAACCAUCAUAUUUAGCAUUUAUAGUUUAUAGAAAUAAUAUAUUUUUAUAGGUAUCAUGCAAAAUAAACAUUUUUUUUUUCUCUUGAUGAACCCAGUUAACAGUGUAGCGAUAUGUAGCAUAUCAAAAUAAUACUGUAAUUUUGUAUGUUUUUAUGUAAUUCUUAUUCAUUUAAUUUAUUUAAUUUAAUUCGUUUUUUAUAACAAUUAAUUUUUUUUAAAUUUUUAGACAAGAAAAGAAGAUACCAAAAACUCAAGAAAGUCAACUUUUAAGUGAUCACUUGUUAAGUCCUCCUCCAGUUAUUCAUUUAAGCAGACGCUCAAUUUCUCCUGAAAUUUGUUCACAUAGUAAUAGUAGUAGUGGUGAUGAAAGUGAGCUUGAGAGUGCCAAUUGCUCAUCGCCUACUUCUGUUAGACUUUAUCUUCCAAAGCCACAUAUACCUGUUCAAAGAAGAGCAACAAUAAGUGGAGCAAGCCCUAUUGGAAAACAUGCUCCAUUCAAUUUUGAUCAGGUAUUUAUUAUAAUAAAUUAUUAAUAGUAUUAAAAAAUAAUAAUUAUUAUUAUUAUCUUUAACAUUACUACAUGUUACCCAAUUAAACUAUCAUAUUAUAAUAUACAAAUUUGAAUAUAAUAUAGUAUAUUAAGAACUGACUUCCUCAACUCGAUUUAUGUGCGUAUUAAAUGCACUUUAUAGCUUGUUAUUUUGUUGAACAGGUAACACUAGACGUGCCUAAAUAAACCUAUAUGAAAGGUUAGUCAAUUUGUCAUGCCAGCUCAAUUUAUUUUACUAUUUUUUAUUGAAAAUACAAAAUUAUUUGUUUUUAUAAUAUUUAUUUACACAUAGAAAUAUAAAUAUAAUACUUACCUAUUAAGUUAUUUACUUCUUAUUUUAAUGUCAAAGUUUUCUCUAAAGUUCAAUGUGGUUUUAUAAUAUUCUGGUGAACAUUCAAAAAGGCAUAAUACACUAAUCUAAAAAAUUGGAUUACUAAUGUAUAUUUAAGAACGAGUUACAAGUGAUAUAAGUAAAUAUUUACAGGUAACAACAGCCUUCUUCACUUUCUAUUAUAUUGGCUAUUAUUUACUACUUAUAUAUUUAUGUUAAAAAUUUGUAAACUACUGUUUUGAACAUUUGGUUUAUUUUUUUAAGAGUUAUAUUUUAUUAACUAUUGGUCAGUUUAUUAAACUAUUCACAAUUUCCUGACAAUUAUAAAUCAAUCAAUAUGUAUUUAUGUUUUUAAAAUCCGGCAGAGUGUAAUUAUUUAAAUAUAAAAGUAUAUUAUUAUAAAAUAUCAUAACUUAGAUAAAUAUGUGUCUAGGAGAGUAGUUAAUUUUUUUUUAUCCUUGUUCCCAAAUAGUCAAAUUUACAAUUUUGUUAUUAUUUUUAAAGUAAAAAAAAAUCAAAUAUUUAGAAUUGAAGAUAGUAAUAUUUAUCUUUAUUAUUAUAAUAUUUAAUAUUAGUCCUUUAUAACAUAGAAAAAGUUGCUCUAAAUAAUUGACUUUGUGGGGGGGGGGGUAGAAUAAGUAUAACACAUUUUUGAAUUUAAUAAGGCCUCAGGUAUAAAAUAUUUUAUUAUUGAAUUUAGUCAAAAAAACUCUAAAUUACAAUCAUUUUAGCCUUCCAAAAUUGUGAAACAGUAUUAAUAAUUUUAAGUUUACUUGAAUUUGAACCUCAGUGAUUUAUUUAAAGUCAAAGUAAAUAAAAUCCUAACUAAUUAAAAAUGUAUAAAGUAUAAAUGUUUUAAAUUUUUAAACGUAAUUAACAUUAACAUUAUAAUAUGAAUUAUAACAAUAUUUAGAUGAAAUGUUUAGAAAUUCACUAUUUAUGAAUUGUUUUAUUUUAGACAUAAUUAAUUAUUAGUAGACUUUUAUAACUUGCUCUGUCAAAUUAUUUUUCUUCUUCUUGAAGUUCCUAUCCGUUUCAGAUGUUGGAAAUCAUAUUUAUUAUUUCUUCUCUUUCUAACAAAGAACAAGAUAAUUCAUCUGUUUUCACCUGUUCAUUAUGUCAAAAAUAUUUCAACCAUGAUAUCCUUCGUCUAACAGCACUUUUCUUUUCUUCUACUUUCUCUUGGAGUGUGAGUUGCAACAAACCAUAUAUUUGUUAUUUCUCAUUAUAUGGCCUAGGUACCGAGUAGUCCAUUAUGGUACACUCAUUAUCUCUGAAAGUAUUAACUUUUUUCAAAAUUUGUAUUCUAAAACAUUUAAGAAAAAAGCAGCUCUACAAUUUUUUAUUUUUUUUAUUUUUGGGGUUAUACCACUACCUGUUUUUAAUUUUAAAAUGGCAACCUAUAUUAAAAACUCCAUAAAUAGAUGGAGUUAUAGUUAAUAUAAAUUUAAAUGUUGACAUUGUUUAUUUCUGUCAUAUAUUCUACGUUUAAGGUUAGGUUGUAGGAGAGUAGUGGAGUAUCAUUUAUGUGGUAGUAUAGCUCAUGACGUGUUAAUAAUUUACCACUACUCUUCUCCAAUUCAAAUUUAAAAGUGGAAUAUCUUGUCAACGGAUUGGCAGAAAUCAAAAAUGUCAACACUACAAUUAAUUUUAACAACAUUUAUUUAUGAACUUUUUGAUAUAGAUUGCCAUUUGAAAAUCAAAAGUAGUUAGUGGUUUUACCCCCAAAAAUAAGGGUGACAAAAAUAACAUAAAUAUACAAUUGUAGAGCAGCAUUCUAUAUGUUCUGGAAAAUAAUUUCCGGAAAAAGUUAAUAUUUUCCUAGAUAAUGAGUGUACACUUGUGGUUCCCUGGUAUUCUAAUUUUCGUAUUUUUAGUCAUUAUUAACUUCUUUUUCUUUUUGCAUUCUUUGAAGCACUUUUGUAUGAAAUACAUAAUCUGACCAUGGGAUAUUUAGGAUUCGACUAUACAACCACAUUUCCAAUGCCUCAAUUUAUUGCUUAAAGUUUCUGUUAAAGUCCGUGCUUUGGAUCCAUAUAAUGAUAUUGGAUAGAUGUAACAUCUUAGUAAUCUAAUCUUAGUACUAAGUUCAAAAUCAUGACAUUUAAAUAUGGCCAUUUCAAUCUUGAAUUUAAUUUCAAUUGAAUAUUCCUUAUCUUCAUUAACUCAUGUACCUAGGUAGCAGUACUUUUGAACCUUUUCUAUUGAUUUGCCUCUUAUAAAUAGCUGUUCUUUUGUAGUUUUUUCUUUAAAACUACCAUAUAUUUAGAGAUAGUCUAAAACUUAUGCUUUCAUUUACUACUUUACACAUCAUAUUUGAACUUGACAUAUUAUUUGUGAAUACAACUGAAUUGUCAGUGUAUCUUAUAUUAUUAACAUAUUCGUCAUUAACUUUUAUACCCUCAUUAAUCUCUUUCAAAACUCCUUGGAAAAUAAAUUCUGAGUAUACAUUAAACAGAAGUGGCGACAGGACACAUCCCUACUCAUCUCUCGUUUUAUAACAUAAUUAAUUAGGUAUUAGUGGACUUGUAUAACUUGCUCUGCCGAAUUAUUAAUUUUUACUAUUUACAUUAAGUUCUUUUGACAUAAGAUAUUAAUGUUUAUGUACCAUGAAUUAAACUUAUAAACCUUAAAAGUGUAUGGUGUAAUAAACAGAACUUAGUUAAUAAAACUAGGUUAUUUUUUAUUUUUUUAUUUUAUUACCUAUUCAAUAUUCUAUCUUUUUGUUUUGUACAAUUUGUACACCAUUAAAUUUAAGUUAUAAAUUCUAUUUGAUUAUAGGACCAUAUUCUUCUUAGUAUGAAUUGUUUGUGUGUAUACGUACGUGUGUGAGUUACAGUAGAAAGUUUUUUAAGGGUCUUCCAUAAUAUAUUGAAUCAGUUAAAAAUAUAUUGCGAACUGGUAAUAUUCAAUACUGAUUUAUUACUAAUACUACAAGAAUCAAUUAUUGUAGUUUAUUUAAUAAAACAAUUUAAACAUAUAGACGUUAAAAUUGUUUUACCUUAUAUAUCUAUGUAUACUUUUGAUAUGUUGGUAUGCUAACAAAUAUCUACAGAGUUAUAUUUGUAUUUAAUUUUGAAUUUGUUUAAAAAAAUAUUUCAUUAUAUUAAACUGUUAAACUGAAGUGUUGUAUAUUUAUAAACAUUAAAACAAAACUUAUUUUAUUUUAUAUUUAAUAUUUUGAAGAAGUUCUUUUCUUAUAUUGUCUUCUAACAAGACUUAUACUGGUCAUUUUUAUUAGUUUAUCUGUACAGUCACUUAUUGUUCUCAUCAAUUACAACACUCCACCUUAUCAUUUUGGAUAAAAAGAAUAUCAAUUUUGAUUAGGUAUUAUUAGAUUGAGCAAGGUUAUUAUAAAUAUAAUUUGAAAACAAAAUUGAUUGUAGUUAAAAAAGAGCACUACAGUUUAAGUUAUUUGAUAGUGAAUACAUGUAAUACUCAAUAUUUGUCACUUGUUCAUUUUUUCGUUUUAUUUAAAUCUAUAUUUUAAAUUUUUAAAAGAAAAAUUAUAAAGUAUAAAAAAGUACUAUAGGUAUUAUUUUAGAUUAGAAACUGAAUAUAGCGAGAAAUGUAUUUGUUUUACAUGAUGUUUAUUUUUUUUUUUUUAGUCAACUUUUCUAUCAGCAAUUUUGCUCCGAUUUACAAUAAAAUAGCACUUUUUCUAAAAAGAAAUCUGAUUAGAGGAGCACUUUAAGAAGAUCAUUUUUUGAUCUUCCCAGGAGUUUCCCAAUAAAUGGGGGAAAACAGGAAAAUAGGUACAAUAUUAAAUGAAUAUUAUUAAAGAAAAUAUAUAGUGCAUAUGUAAAUAUUUUACUAUAAUAUGAGAUAUUACUAUUAUAUACAUCUAGGACAUAUAUAUUGGGUGGUAUAUAUAUAUUGUUGACAAAGUAACACUAUCAACUGAACUCUGCUUAGAAUUGUUUUUUUUCGCUAACAAUGGUUUAUCAUUGCUACAGACAUACAUUACGUUUUCCCUCUACUACUUUCCCAACUUUUCACCUAUAACAAUGGCUGCACCCAUCCCAUUUAUCCUAGGACAGAUUUUAAAUUUAAUUCUAAAAAAUAUUUUUAAUAUCGUCAUCAAUUUCUCAUUUAUUUUUAUUUAUACACUAAUUAUCUUAAUGAUUGGUAUUACUAUAGUUUUAGUAAUAUGUUUAUGUUGAUAUAAGAUAUGUGUUUUAUUAAUUAUUGAUUCAGAUAAUUAAAAAUAAAUAUGCAUAAUAAGUAUAAGUAAUAUAUCAAAACUUCUAUUUGUAUUGUAUGUGCUAUAUUCCUAUAAUUAUAAUAAUAACCAUUCUUAUAUAGUUUUUGUAUAUUUAUUGUAAAUUUGCUUAUUAUGAUUUAUUUUGGUUAAAUUGUGUUGUGUGUUGUCUUGGUGAAUGGUUAAAUUAAAUUAUUUUUUAAAUUACUUCAAAUAUUUUUUCUAAUUAUUUAGUAUCUUUUUUUUAUUUUUUGACACUGAUAUUGAAAACGGUUGGAGUGACAGACCAAGUUAUCAAAAUACAUUUUUGGUAUUGAAUUUAAAACUUACAUAUAUUUAAAUAGUUUCAGAAAUAUUGCACUUUGUUAAAUUAUAUGUUUAAGCAAAGAAGAAAUAAGAAUGAAUUGAAAAUUUCAAUUACAAAUUGCAAAAACCUUACUUGACCAUAAUAUAUAUAUUAUCAUUCAUGAUCAAUAAUUGUGAUAAUCAUAAAUAAUUUUUCUUUGAAAACUGUUAUCAAUUUAAAAAAAAAAAAAACAAAUUCAGUUUUCCUAGAAACUAGAAAGUUAGUUUAAAAAUAUUGAAUGAGAACACAAAACAUGCUUUUAGUUGUGCUUUUAGUGCUUUUAGAUUUAUGACAAAUAAAACAGACUGUUAAUAGAGAAUAUUAUUAGUAAUACAAGUGAAUCUUGUAAGGUUCGCAGACAACUUAAAUGCAAUAGGAGAGGACUAGAACAGUGUUAUACAUAAUAUAAAAAAAUUUUGAAACAUGUAAGGUGAAUAGGACUGGAUUUAAAUUAAGUAAAUAUCAAUCUGUCAAAGCUAUUUAAUAUUACAACUAAAACAUGAAAGUGUGAUGGGUGUCUUUUUGUAAAUUUGAACUCAUUAAAAUACUUUGAUGUAAAUUUAAGUAAUAGAAAUAAACGGUUUAUGAAAAUAGAAUGCAAACUCAGUAAAGUAGAGCAGUCUUUCGACACUUAAGAUAAUCUUGGACCUGAGGUAUUUUAAUAAAAUCAAAUUUUAAAAGUCAAAAUUGAAUACAACGAUUAUAAAACCUGUGUUAGUAUAUAGAUGUAAGGUAUAAAUGAACCAAAAAAAUGUACAGAAGAUUUAAUAUUAUAUUUGUAAAUAAAAUAUUGAGAUAAAUAUGUAGUGUGGUUUUUGAUGUUAGAAAGGAUAAUGUAAGAGGUAUAAUAAGGAGCUGUGUAAGAUACCAAAAUUACCAUUUAUAAAAAAAAUGUAUUCAAAUUUACUAUAAUGUUUAAGUACAGGGAAAAGAAUACAAAUUAAGUGCAGCUAUUGAAUAGAAACCAACAGGUAAAAUGCCAAGGGUAAGACUUAGUAGGAGCAAUAUUUGGAUGGAUUUAAAGAAGACCUAAAAUAAGGUAGAAGAUAGUAGACCAUAGUGAGUCACUUUUAUAUUAAGAAGUGCAAUGCCCUUGAGACAAUAAAUUCAAAUACAAGUUAAUAACUGUUAGACAAUUAUUCUUUAGUGUUUGUAGUAUAUUUGAAUAUUUCCUUUUUAUGUGACUAAGUAAAAUGUGAUGAGACAUAAGUGAUUAGUCAGUGAAUUUAAAUUAUUAAUUUUAUAAUGUAAAUUAUAUACCUGAUGGUUCAUUUAAGUGGGUUUAAGUACUCUCAUUAUUUCUGAAAGUAUUACUUUUUUCUAGAAUACUUAAUCAACAAGCAGCUUUACAAUUUUAUAUUUAUUUUAUUUUUGGGAGUAAAACCACUACCUACUUUUGAUUUUCAAAUGGUAACCUGUACCUAAAAGUUCAUAAAUAGAUGGAGUGUUAGUUAAAAUAAAUUUAAUAUUGACAUUUUUGAAUUCUGUCAAUCCGUUAACGAGAUACUUCACUUUUAAGUUUGGGUUAGAAGAAAGUAGUAGUGGAGUUUCAUUUGUGUGACAAAGUGGAAUAUCUCAUCAACGAAUUGACGAAAAUAAAAAAUGUUAACUCUAAAAUGUAUUUUAACUAAUACUCUAUUUAUGUACAUUUUGUUAUAGGUUGCCAUUUAAAAAUCAAAAGUAGUUAGUGGUUUUACCCCCAAAAAUAAAGGUGAAAAAAUAUAAUAUAAACAUAAAAUGUAAAGUAGCUUGUUUCUUAAAUGUUCUAGAAAACAAAUAACUGAAAAAGUUAAUACUUUCUGAGUAGAAUUAAUGAUUUUACCCACUUAAAUGGAUCACCUAGUAUGGAAUUAUGAAUAAUAUAAAUUCGUUUUUUUCUCUACUCAUUGAUGAACAGUUUGAAGACAGGAAGACCCUUAAUAAAAUAUAAUUAACUUUAAUCAAUUGAAAAUUCUAUGAAUAUAAUUAUUUAGGUGUAAGACGAUUGAGUGCAUUUGUUGGCUAAUUAACAUAAGUAUAAUAUUUCUUACAAAAAUAAAUAUAUAUAUAUAAUUAUUAUAGGUCUCAAUUAUUUAUGCACUAGGUAUUCGUUGUGUUUAUAGGUUAUAACUUAUAAGUGACAACUUCUACUUAUACAAGUAUUAGUAGUUAUCAACAAAUGAUUACACAAAUGCUAUACCUACAGCUAUUUUGUUAAAUAUACAUUGCCAUUUUAAUUUAUGUAUAUUCUAAUACAUACUAAUAUACAUUAUUAUCCAUGAGAAAUAGCCUGUAAAAUAGUUGUUCUCAAUCGUAUUUCACCAAUUUAUUUGCAUGGAUUGAAUUUUUCCCUAUUUUAAUUUUUUUUUUUAAUACCAAUAAGUAAACAAUUAUUUUUGAAUUUAAUAAUAUUGACAUUUUAUUUUCAGUUUUGGAACGAGUUAAAACAAGUUAAUGAAGCUCAUAAUAACAAUAAAAAUAAUAGUGAAAAGUCUAAUAGUGAGAUGCAACUUAGUAAACGUUCUAAACCUACAAAAGUUCAUUGGACAUCAUUGCCACCAAAUGAAGAAAAACUUGAAAUUCAAAAAUGUCCUGAUAAGAAACCCAUAGAUAUAUCUAUUAAAGAUGAUGUUUUAAAUAGCAGUAAUUUAAUUUCCUUAAAAGAACGUAUUAAUCAAUUAAAAAUCAAUAACAAUCCAGAACAAAUUGUUAACAAAAAACCUAAAAUAAUGCCAAAACCUAAAGUUUCUAAACCAAUUGAUAAUCCAUUAAUAAUUAAAGUUCGUGGUAAAUUAGAUAAAAGUUAUAGUACUCCAUCUUAUGACUUCUCUACUGAUGGUAGUCUUCAUAAUAAUUUUGAAUAUUUUGAUUCUGAUUUACGAAUGUCAGUUGAAGAUGUCAAAAAUUAUGAUAUAAAAGAAGUCACUAGUAAUUGUGUUAUUAAUGAAGAUAUAAUUAAAAGACCUGAUAAACCAGUACUAGUUUUCCCAAAGCCUCCUCCUCCAAGAAAUGAUGAUAAUCUUUCGUAUGAUACUAUGCCAAAUACUGUUAGUACUAGUAAUAUAAAUAAAUCAGUCAAACCAAUAUUAUAUUUUCCGAAACCUCCACCUUCUAUGACAGAAGAUUUAGAUUUUUCAGUAACAAAAGAUACUGAUACUGAUAUUAAUAUUGAAAAUUUUGAAUCUGAACCUCAGAAUAAUAGAACUGUAGAACAAUUUAAUAGUAUAGUUUCAGAAUCUGGCAGUGGAUUUUCAUUUGAUUUAAAACAUGAAGAACAUUUACAUAGUUCAACCAAAAGUUACUCAGAAAACCAAAUAGACAAUUUUUUAGAAUAUUAUAACAUACCAACACAUUUAUCCAAAGAUAAAGUUCUAGUACCUAUAGAUUCUAAAAGAUAUUCAAUGAAUCGUUUUAAACAUAAACCUUAUGUUAAUAACAAUAAUAAUCAUCAAGAUCUUCAGGAUUUUGAAAAAAAUUCAUUUUCUGAUUUGUCUGAUGUCUGUCCUCCUUUGUCAUUAACUGACCUUAGUGGUAGUGAUGAUAAUAUAUUUCGAGUAGAUACUAAAGAUAAUAUAUCACUGCCAUCUGAACGAACAGCUAUUUUAACUCAUCAAGCUUUACUUAAUGCUCCAGCUACAUUUCCCAGACAAAAAACUGAAGCAAAAAAAUCUCAACCACCAGUUCCACCUCCUAGACCAUCUAAGCCUGUUGAAUUGCCUAAAAGAACUAGUUACAGAGCUAUGCUUGGUGCUAAAGCCAUUGGGAAAAAAGAAAAUAAAGGACAAAAACAAUUAUUCCAAAGAAACCCUUUGAUAGCUAGUAAUUUUUUACCAUAGUAAUAUAAUGUAUUAAAUACUAAUAAAGAAUAUUUUAUUUUAUUUUAGAACGCCGAAAUAUAAGUGCUAGAGAAUUAGGUGCAUGUGAAUAUCAGGGAUGGUUAUACCAAAGAUCUAAAAAAAUAUCCCCACGAAUGCAGUGGAUUAAAGGAUGGUUUAUCAUAAAGGGAACAACUUUUUAUGGAUUUAAUAAUAAAGAAGUAUUAAAAAUAUGUCAUUAAAGAUUAAUUAUUAAACACCUAUUAUAAUUUUAAUUAAUUUAUAUAAUUUAGUCAACAAAAGCUCAACUAAUGAUCAUCUUAUCUGGUUUUACGGUCUCUAUUGCUGAUGAAGUGAAGUCAAGAACUAAUGCUUUUAAAGUAUAUCAUAUGGGAACUAUGUUCUAUUUUGCUGCUGAAACACCAGAUGAUUUAUCAAUGUGGUUGGAUUGGUUUUCAACUGCUACUAUUGCUGAUGGUCAUAAUUCAAGUACAUCUUAUUAAAUUAUUUAAUGUAAAUAGAAGGUGAAAAUUCAAUUUUUUUAUAUGACAAUCAAAAGAUAUUGUCAUUAUGGGAGUAAAGAAGGGGAGUGUGAGGCUGAUUUAUAAUAAAAUAUUAUUAUUAUUUUUUUUUUUGGUAUACAGGUGAUUCAUUAAGCAUGAUGCUCACCCAUUUUUUAUGGUUAAAUUUUGCUUGUAUUUUAAGUUUUGGAAUUUUGAACGUUAGUUAAAGCUAUAUUGUAGACACUUAGAUUUUUCACAGCAUUUCAGAAGUAUCCUGUAACGAUACCCACUUUGGUUUUUCAAAUUAAAAUCUAGAUUAAAAAUUCCAUUAAUAGAUGGAGAAUUAGUUUCAAUACAUUUUUUUUGGUAUAUACCUUUUUGAUUUUAGUUAACUUGUUGCCAAGAUAUUCCACUUUUAAGUUUAGGUAAGUGAAGAGUAAUGGAUCAAUAUGAAAACACCAUUCCUUAUGAAAACACACAUAUGAUGCUUAUUAGAUUGUUUUCCUUAAUAUUUUUAGGUAGAAUAACACAGAAACUUUGUUCAAACUAUGAUUACAAUACAUCAAAAUUUCCUUAGAAAUCAUCUGAUUUACAAUUUGCAUUAAAAUAUGUAGGUUCUUAUUUAGAGAACCAAAGUUGGUAUCACCAUUGGAUGUUUCUUAAAUAUUGUGAAAAUAUCAGCUUUAACUACAUUUAAAAAUUACAAAAAUCAGAAUUGGAAUAUAUGCAAAACUCAUAAAAAUAAGGUGAAUAUCUUUAAUAAAUUACCUAUUAUUGGUAAUAGUAUAUGUAUUAUUAGGGCUGUGAAUUUAAUGCAGUAAAAAACCUUAAAAAAAGCAUUUGAAAUCUCAAAAUGCACUUAAAAUUUUUUUAGAUGCUUAGAAAAUCAAAAUUUUCUGACACUUAUUAUAUGCUUGUCUUCCAAUGUGGUGGUUUAUUGUAAACAAUUUUUGGCUGGAACUAUUACAUUAUAUAUUUUGCAGUACAAUAUAUUUUUACCUUCAAUAGAAAAAUAUCUGCACUAUAUUUAUUCAUUGAUGUAUUUUUCGCAAAUUUGAUGAUGAAGUUUGUUUUGUUUUAGGUAUUUUACUGUACACUCGCAAAUUCCAAACAGGUAAUAAAAGACAAUGCCUAUAUUGCCUAAUAGUUUACAGUCACCUACUAAAAUUAUAGAUUAAUACUGCAAAUACUAUAGAUUAAUAUAUUUAUUCUAGAAAUGUACUAUUGAUAUUAUGCUAUAGAUAGAUAAAUUUAAACCUAUUUGCUUUAUCUUAUUGCAUUGUUACUAAACAUCUGUUGUACUCACAUACGUAAUAUAGCUUUGAUAUUAUGUAUAAAACAUAAACAUGAUGUGUAUACAAUCAGUGUAAAAUAAAAAUAGGUGUGUUACGAUGAUAACAAAUUUGUACAAAGAAAGCUAGAUUUUACAAUUAGCUAAAAAAAAAUUCUACAAAUUCACAGCCUUACGUAUUAUUAUAAAAAUUAUAGGGAAAAAGCCAUAGGGGAAUAUCCCUUCAUCUCCCCCUGUUUAACUAUCCCGGUUAUAAUAAUACAAUUUUGUUAAACUUAACAGGUAAUAAUUGACAUUAAUAGGAUUUUAAUUUAAUUGUUACAAAAUCUCAUAAUCUAUAAGGGACUUGUUGUGUAAAGCUAUUAAAAUAUUUAAUAUUUUAAUGAAAAAUAUUAUCAUUAGAAAUUGACAUUUCUUGGAUUUUAGAAUUAAGCACUAUUCAUCAUUAUGUGCAUAUUGUACAUAGGUAAUGCAGAGCAAAUAAAAUUCACUGAUUUUAUAUUAAAUGUUUGUAAUUAAUAGAUAUUGUGGCAGUAAGUGAGACUGAUGGAGAAGAAGAUGAAAAUAUUCAUGAUAAUCAUGAACCUGUAGAUACAUUUCCAUUAAAACCAGAAACAUCACAUGAUUCUUCGUUUACAAGUUCAGCUUUAAAGAAUAUAUCCACAUUUCUUUCGAGUCACAUGGGAUCGCAUUUAAAUCCUAAUACAAGUUCUAAUAAAAAUAAAACGUAAGAAAUGUUUAUUAUUAUUUUUUUUUUUUUUGUGAUCACUAUAUUUUAAAUAGUUUUAAUUAUUUAUUUAACUUGUUUUCUCAAGUUUAAUUUAAUUUUUUUAAAUUUGAUUAAUUUAAUUUUACAUUUAAACACUGUAUUUUUAAAGCUAUAAUUGUCUAGAUUACUAUUAGUGAUUAAUUAGUGAUGAAUAGUAAUUUAUUCUAAUAUGAAUUAGAUAAAAGCAAAUAUUAAAAUUACUAUACAUUAUGUUGUUUUCAUUAAUUUUCACCAAAAGCAAAAAUUAUAAAUUUGUGGUUUUAUACAAACAACAGUUCAAAGAUAAUAAUGUCAGACUACCUAGCACACAAUAGAUUAUCGAGACUACUGUAUUAUUAUAAUUAUUAUAUUUUUCAUUUUCAUUUAAAAAAAAAAUAAAAGUAUAUUCAAUAUUUUCCCUUAGUGACAAAAGUUUUCAUUCAUUAAAAAAACAACAAAAAAAGAAUUUAGCCAAAGAAGAUCAGACAAAAGGUAGCAGUCUGGAUAGAAAACAUUGGAAAUUCUUAGGCAUGGGUAUGAUUGGGCGAGAUUCAAAUGAACCUGUUCCCACAUCUCAAUUUCGUAGUUACCGAAGGGUACCACCAACAGUUCCUAAGUGUACAUCAGAUACAUCUGUCCUCUCACAUUCUUAUAACCAAAAGUAAAUUUAUAUUUUAUUUUUUUAUAAUAACAAGAAUAUCAGUAAUUUUAUUUUAUUUCAGUUCUGAUAUUUAUCCUAUGCCUCAAAUUACUCAUAAUCGCCCAGCAGAUAUGGUUGAUUAUCGAUUAGCUUCAAUAACAAAAACUGAUAACACCCAAAGGUACUUACAAUUAGUUGGGUUUAAAAACAAUCAUCAUUAUAAAUACUAAAUUGAAAUUGUAUAGGAGAACAGAAACUACAAAUAGUUCUGAGAUGACAUUAGAAUCGUUUAUACAAUCACGCCAAGAUGAAAGACGGAUACAACAUUUACAUAUGGGAAUGAGUGUACCUCAGUAUGUAGCUCCACCACCACCACCAGGUAACAUUACUCAUAAACAAUGUUGCAAUUUUAAAAAUUAGCUACAUUUUAAUAUAUUGAUAAACAGGUAUUAGGGAAGACCAAAGCCAACAAUUUCUAGAAGAAGCUAACUAUAGGUAUGUAAGACAUCAUAAAAUUUAAAUUUAGAAGUCAAGUAUUUUUAUAUUUAAUAUUCCUAUAGAGAGUUAGAUUAUUUUUAUUACUAUUUGUACAAGAGUAAUAGACAAAUUUGGUUUAUUAUUAAUUUGCAUUUAUUAGUCUCUGUAUUAUAGUAUUUCCUUUAUUCUUGCUUUUUAGAAUUGCUGCUGAAAGUGAACCUCGAUCAAGGCAACCAAUCACUGCAUUGACUAGUGUUGAACACAAUUACAAUUUAAAUGUAUUACCACCUUGUAAGUAUAUAUUUUUUUUUAUAUUGUUUUAUAAUACAGGAUACACAUUUAUCAUGAACCAGAAAUUUUCUCAGAUGAUUUAACUGAAUUUGAUUUAAUUGUUUAACUACUUAUCAUUCGUAAUAUUUAUUCAAGAUGUUCAACUUCAUGUUUUAUUCUUCUAGAAUUAGCCGUAAAGAAAUCACUAACUACUUGUAAUAUUAUAAAAAAUAUUUAGGUAGCAGCGGAAAAUAGUGUCUUAACCCAGUUUUACUAUAUUUGAAGUUUUACCCUUAUUCCUUAUAAUUGAAAUUAAUAUAAAUUUUUUACUAUCAGAUCUCCCUUACAUUAAAUAAUAGCUUUGUUCGUUUAAACAUAAAGUGUACACAUUUUAUUAUAAAUUAUAUUUAGCAAUAUACUUUUUGUACAUCACUUAAAAAUUUAAAAAAAAUUACAUCUUGCUUGUUAAUAGAUUAGCGCCAUGCCUCAAUUAAACAAUGUGGCAAAGCUAAUGUUCCAUGCAUUUUUUGUAGAUUUUUAGUUUUUAAUAUUCCCCAUGAUUAUUCAACUGCUUGUGUGUGAGCUCCAGUAGUUGGAUCAACAAAAUUGUUUGAUUAGUUUACUGUUCUAUGUCCAUAGCCUCUAUUUUUGAAAUAAAAAUAUGGUCUCCAUUCAUCUGAUAUAAUAAAACCAGGUAAUAUUUCUUUUUUGAUAAUCAGAAUUAAAAUUUCUCUAUCACGUUUUUUUUCUACAACAAAAAACAUUCGUUCCAAAUCUCUAAUUUUGCUACAUAAUCCAAAUACCCAAGAUCCUUAUAGUUUGCAACCAUAAUUUCUUUUUAAUGUAGGCAAAUUAAUUAGAUUUAUUUGAUUUUUUUGAUUAGUAUCAGAAUUUGAGUCUGCCGAGUUAUCUUGUACUUGUUCACAACACCAAUCUCCUAGUAGUUGUCUUUCUCAGUUAUUCUUUCUUCUCCCUCUCAAUAAUAAUUUAUCAAUUUAUACUACUAUAUUUUGUCCUUCCAUCAUUUGACAUUUUUUUUUAUAAUGAACAAUACAUGUCUUUACACAAAUUAAACCAGUCAACAAAGCAUUUAAACAACCCAUUAAAUUGGAAACAGUUACAUUCUUGUGACCAAUAAUAAAUAAGUUCUAGUAGUUGACCCAAACUAAGAUUUGAGUUGCAUUGUGCAUUAAGAUCUUAAAUGUAAAAAAUCUGUUUUUAGUCAUUUCUGACAUCCUUUUUUGAUACAAUGUAUAGUGCUGAUUUCUCGAAUUUUACCCGUAGUCAAUCUUUUUUUUCCUAUAUACAUCUUUGUUUCACUGUGACAUUUAUAACAUAAAUUAGUUUGGUUAUUUUAUGGUAAUAGUUUAUUCCUUUGUAAAAAUUCUAACACAGUUUUUUCAGAAGAAAUAAUUGCAUACAAGUCGACUGUGAACAUUUUAAAGUUUUAAACUCACACGAUUUAGAAUUAACGACAGAACACGUACUGACAAUAUUGUCGAUAAUAAACAAUGUAUCAUGUAUUAUAAAAUAUCUAUUAGUAAAAACCAGUGAAUAUAAUAUUAAUAUAAUAAAACUAUAAUGAUAAACAAGCAUUGGUUGUCCGUACCUAUAAUAAUAGUAUAGAAAAGCAUUUUGGCGGGUCACCGAGUAGGUCACAUACUAAACGAAAAAGUGAUGGAAGUCGCUUGCUUUUGGACAAUGGAAGGAAUAUAUCAAAUGUCUAUAUCUACAACUUACAAUUUUAUUUAUUUUCUUUUUUUUUUUAUUGUUAUUUAUUUAUUUAUGUUAAUUAGUAUAUUGGAAUUUUUUAACUUUAUGAUUUAUAUUUUAUUAGUUUUAAAUGGCCUGACACGAAAGAAAAAAAUUGACAAUAGUAUUAAAAUAAAACUUAAACAAUUUCAUAUUGAUUGAAUAAAUAACAGGAAUUAAAUGUGCUUAUGAUCUUCCAAAAAAAUUUCUGGUUCAUAUUAAAUUAAUUAUUUUGUAUAUUAUACAUUAGUUAAGUACUACAAUCCACGGAAUAACAUAUUUAUUUUUGUAUUAAAUUAUAAAUUAAAAAUUCAAUAUUUAAUAUCCAAGACUGUACAGACCCUUGCAAACAUUUUUUUUAAUUUACUAUAAUAUAUGAGUAUAUGUGCUUGUUAUAAUGUAUUGUAUUAUAUAUUCAUAGAUGUUAUAAAAUAAAUGUAUGUAUAAUGUCAGUUUAACAUAUUUUCAGGGAUAACUGAAAAUUCAACACAAUCUGGUGACUUAAAUGGUAAUAGAAAUACUAAAAUAUUUCCAUACCCCCGUGAUAGUCCAUACAUGCCUCAAUUGUCAGAAUCACAUGAACAUCAAUUAUAUUCUAAUCGAUAUGUUAGUAAAGUUUUACAUUUACUGUUUUUUAUAAACAAUUAUUUUAUUUUUAAUAAAAUAAAAACUCUAAUGAUAAUUAAUAACUAAAUGUAAGUACAGUGUCUUUGCUGUAUAUUUUUAUGUAUUAGACGAGUUUAUAAUUAGCUCUAAAACAAAUUAUUAGUCAGUUUACUCUUGCAUUAGUCAAAACUUAGAUUAUAUACUAAGGUUGUAGCCAUAAUGUAUUAUUUUAUUAUUGAUAUUAGCGACAAGUCUCCCAAUUUAAGUGUUUGAUGUGCGCAUACGUGAUGCAACUCCUCAUAUAAUUAUCGAUGAAUAGAUUGACAUAUUAUCAAUGAAUUAAAUUAAUAACCAUAUUAAUAUGCCAUAAGUUACGUCGCACAUGCGCAUAUCAAAAACCUAAUUUGGAGACUCGACGUUGAUGUCAGCAAUAUUUUUUUUAUUUAUUUAAUACGCUGUAGCUCCAUCCAUAGUAUAUGAUCUAAGAGCCAAAAUCAAUCUUUAUGAUUGAUAGAAAAUAACAAGUCAAAUGUAAAUGUGAUUGGAAAUAAAAUUUAAAUUAUAACUUGAAAGGAUCUGUUCUGAUUUGAGACUAAGACUAGACUAGAUAAUUGUAUUAUUUACAAAGUACUUAAACUAUAAUGUAAUUUAACUGAAUAUAAAAAAACUAAUUUAAAAAUGUUUAACAGCCAUUGGAUCAAAUAAGUGACAGUGAAUCUUUAGAAUACCCACCUGUUUUUGAACCAGAAUCUUAUACAUUGGUGGAUGUUCUCUCUAGAAGACGUGAUCGAUCAAAUAAUAAUUUUGAAACAGAUUACUUGCCUGGAAAUAGUAAUAAUUACAGGUAAUGUAUUAAAAAAAUAGUCUCUACAUUUUAUUUUAUUAACGAUUCAUGUAAGUUUAAAGAUUUUUUUUUUCUCAUAAUUGUAUACUUUGAAAAAUUAAUGCAUAUUAUUUAAUGGUAUUCAAGUAUAGUAAAUAAAUACAAAAAUAUAUUAUUUUGUGAAUCGCACAUAAAUCCUAACAUAAUUUGAUCAUUUAAAAACUGUGUGUUUGUGUGUAUAUUAGUUUAAUAUUUUAUUGAUAUAUAUUUAUUUUAUGUCUACUAUUUUAUUUACUGUUAAAAUAUAAUAAUUUAUAUUAGAGAUUUAUUUAUUUUUUUAUUUUUAUUUAAAGUGUUCCCAACUGGAUAUCAAGGAUGAACAAUCCAUGUAAAUUUUUUCAAAGUAUAGAAUAUUAG
Messenger RNA from Cinara cedri, 22745 nucleotides. Lineage: Eukaryota; Metazoa; Arthropoda; Insecta; Hemiptera; Aphididae. The record is from the annotation of a GenBank genome assembly.